UGGCGGUCACAGUUGUGCCCUGGACUGUAGCAGAGAGAGAGAGAGAGAGCAGCCCUCCUGCAGCCUGAUUGCUCACCACCAUGGAUGUCAAACUUCUGGCACUGAUGGCUCUGCUGGCCGUGGCCACACGCAUACCAACCUCUGACGCCAAGCCCAUCAGUCUGGUGGAGCGCUGCUGGUGUCGUUCCACCCUCAACACGGUUCCUCAGCGGUCCAUCAAAGAGCUCAAGUUUCUCCACACACCCAACUGCCCCUUCCAAGUCAUUGCCAAACUGAAGAGCAACAGGGAAGUUUGCAUCAACCCAGAGACCAAGUGGCUGCAGCAGUACUUAAAGAACGCCAUUAACAAGGUGAAGAAAUCCAGAAGACGCAACAACAAGAAGAACUAAAAUCAGGGGAUGUACGUCGUCAGGCAUCCUCAGGUUGAACCUGUAUACCUCCCUACCACUGCUCUGGAUGUAUGUAAACACGCUGUAUGUACCCGUCCACCUUUCUGGACCGCUUGUGGAACCAGCACUUCACCGCCAAUCUGUGCCAUCCCCAGCACCGCCGCCGGGCCCUCUGGACGGCCACGCAGUCAACCCUCCACGUUAGCACCAAGUGCAAUUACACCUCGCCCCUGGGAAUGAUGGGACACAUGUUGAUGUCAAAUAUAAGAGUGUGAGUGCUGGGUGAUUGACACAAGAGAGAGAAAGUGUAUUUGAAUGUGCUUCACAUGAACUAACUGUGUGUCUGUUUAAAGUAUUUUCUUACUUCACGCAGCUAUAAAGGGACCAUUUGAGCUUUCUGUCUCACACACAAGGCUUUGUGGGUAGUGCCACCUUCACUUCAUGUCAGAUUAACUAUAAAUAUGAGCUGCUGACUAAGAAAUAUAUUCUCAUUAGUCUCCUGGGAGGAAUUAUGACUGGGACUUUGUUGGAAAGUCCUUUUGAUAUAUAGGCCAGACAUUGUCAUUUAUAUAGGCCAAGUAAAAUGUAUCAGUUAUUCUCAUUCAGAUGAGAAUAACUGAUACUGAUACAAAAGAUGUAAGUUUUCCAGACUCAAAUGUAAAAGCCUCUUCUGAUAGGAAGUGAACGUGGCAUUACUCCAGGACGGAGGCGUCAUGGGACAAUUCUUGCAUUGUCUUGAAGCUGACUGCACCAUCAGGAACUAAACAGAAGCUCACACAAACUACUAAGAAACAAGCACUGAUCUUAUGGUGCUAUAUAUUCAGUAUAAUGGGUUUAUAUUAAUGGAUUUCACUGUUUAUUUUAUGCAAGAUCUAAGAAGGGUUGUUGUGACUCAGUGUCUUGAAUUCUGUUUUUGCCAGUCAGAAAACAAGAGAAUCAUCAGUUUGCAAAACGAUGCUGUUGUUGGAUAUAAAAAAACAAAAUAUAAAGCUGAUGUUAAGUUAAGGCCAUACUGUACUGAAAAUGGAAUGAAACACUUAUCAAUGCAGCUUUUUAUUGACUGAACAUAUCAGUAAAUAGAGACCAAAUAUUUAUUCAGUAAGACACUCAACUUAAAGAAACCUGUGAACUUCAAAAAACAUAACUUUGUAACAUAAUUCCUUGGAUCGUUUGACUUGUUGGAAGUAGUUUUUUACAGCUUAUCAAAGGGACUGGGUAAAUAUAUAUCAAAAUAACAGAGCAAUUAAACUGCAGUAUUUUCAUACCAACACCUGUCCUUGGUAGGAAUGAAAAGCUAAUAAAUUGUGACAGAAAACAGCUGACUGACAAACGUCACAAAGGGAAUGUUCAGUUCAUGGUGGCAAAAAGAAAGUUUCAUGAUCCUUUUUUUAUAUAUAUAUAUAUAUAUAUAUACAGUAUAUAUAUAUAUUUGAGCCACUUUAUUAUCAAAUGUGUAUUUUAAAUGUAAUUGUUUUAUUUUUAUAUUGUGUAUAAUCUUACUAAAUGCUUUUUUAAUGCAACAUAAAGUAGGUGGUAGCUACUAAAUGAAGGCUAUUCCAUAAAGUGCAAGAAACAGUAUUAAAUUUUCAUUUUUAAGGUUUCAUGCAAUAUUUUACACAUGUAAUUUGUAAUGAUUUGUUUGCAAAUGUGAUGCAACACAGUAUGCAAUACAUCCCUCCUCCAAAGAUCAGUUUUUGUUUUUUUUUAUAAUUUUGCUAAAAAAAACAAAAAACAAAACAAAUGAAAUACUGUCCUCCUGUUUUCUUGUUCUCUCCAUUGUAUUUCCUUAUCAGUCAAUCUGUGAAGUACCAUGCAUGAACUGAAUAAAAUCUGCCCAACACAUAGUGAUUGAAAACAACAUCUGUUGUCAUUGAGUCGUUACAAGAGUCAGGAACCGUUCAGCUCAGCUCACAAGUCGUCCCUGUCAAACACAUGAUUUGCUUUUUUUAAAGUUUUACUGAGGUUGAUGUAUGAUGUGUCAAUAAAGCAACUGAGCCAAAACAGAACAAAACCUUUGAGUUCAGAUUCAAGCGACCAACAUGUGCUUUCAAUUUGAACACUCCCAGCACCCCACGGGCUUUCUUUUCAAUUUCACUCAACCGCCGCCAAUGCCGCUAAAUUAGGGCCUUUUUUCCCCUUAAAAUUGUUAUGGAAGUCCUGGUGGUCAUUGUUAGGUUCUUUGUUUUGUUUUGUUUUACAUGGUCUGUUUGCCGACUGCCUGGUUAAUGGUGAUAAUCCUAUCAAUUCACAGCUGUAGUGCAAUAAUCCUGUAAGUGUAAUUCAUUUCCCAUUAAUGUAAUACAAGUUAAUGGCCAUUAAUUUUAUAUGAUUAUACUAAUUUGUUUAAACACAUUACUAAAUAUACUGAAAGUGUUCUGAUAUCUAAUGAUAAACUUCUAAUUUUAUCCAUUAUGAGAGUUCAUUCAAAGCACCAUCCACUCCUAAAUUUGCUUAUGAAUUAAUUGUUUAUUAAUUUGUUACUUCUGAGAGUUCAACCUUCUUGUUGUAUCAUGUGAUAAUUAUGGCAAUUACAGUAAAACAUUAUUACCAUUUCCCAUUAAAUAAAUUAAUGGGAUAUGUAUUUACUACACUGUUAAGAGCGUUUUUUUCAUUAAUGAUUUAUGUUAAUAUUUAGUUUUCUUAAACAGAAUUAAAGUGCAUUUAUAUUUAACCCUUGCAGCGCCACUCUAUUGUUCCUGUAGAGAACAUUUAGCAUGAUCAACUUGUGUCUGCCAAACACCUUUAUCAUCAGGCGUACAUGCCACUGGACCUUUUACAGACAAUGUUCGGAAAGUAUGUUCCCGACUAAAUAUUCACAACAAUUUGACAUGUCAAAACACAUUCAGGUUCAUCACAUUUACCAGCUACUAGUGUGUCGAUAAAUUAGUCAAAGUUGGGUGCAUGUGUUCUACUUUGGACCCCGAGACAAUGUGAAAUAAUUUUAUGUCUUUUGAGGCAGCUUUUGACACAUUUCCUUCGUAUACCUGAUAUGGAUUACUUUCACUGAAUGUAAACCAAGAGGCAAUAUUUUACCUAUGAUACUCAAACUUUUUACAAUAAAGUCCUAUGAA
Molecule: messenger RNA, 3460 nt
Organism: Thunnus maccoyii (southern bluefin tuna)
Lineage: Eukaryota; Metazoa; Chordata; Actinopteri; Scombriformes; Scombridae
Gene: cxcl12b
Product: chemokine (C-X-C motif) ligand 12b (stromal cell-derived factor 1)
Exons: 4
Coding region: 81-389 (102 amino acids)
Biological process (GO): immune response; positive regulation of cell migration; axon guidance
Cellular component (GO): extracellular region
Molecular function (GO): chemokine activity; chemoattractant activity
Source: RefSeq, a predicted model, not a curated record